GGGAAAGGUGACAGAGUCAGCUGGGCUCAGCUUCAAGGGGACCAGGGGGACCAUGGCCAGUGCAGAGUCCUCUCUGCUUACAACCCUAGGUCCCAGCCCAGAUCCUGGCGACAGCCAGGGAGAGCUGGACUGCAGUUUCAAUGAAGAGUUCAAGUUCAUCCUGCUGCCUGUGAGUUACACAGUCGUUUUCCUGUUGGGCCUGGGCCUCAACACCCUAACCCUCUGGCUCUUCCUCUUUCGCCUCCGACCCUGGGAUGCCACGGCCACCUACAUGUUCCACUUGGCCUUGUCAGACACUUUGUAUGUGCUGUCACUGCCCACCCUCAUCUACUAUUAUGCGGCCCGAAACCACUGGCCCUUUGGCACAGGACUCUGCAAGUUCAUCCGCUUCCUCUUCUACUGGAACCUCUACUGCAGCAUCCUCUUCCUUACCUGCAUCAGCGUGCACCGCUACCUGGGGAUCUGCCACCCGCUUCGGGCCCUGCGCUGGGGCCGCCCACGCUUUGCGGGCCUUCUCUGCCUGGCCAUUUGGUUGGUCGUGGCUGGCUGCCUUGUGCCCAACCUGUUCUUUGUCACCACCAGCCCCAAGAAGGACACCAUCCUGUGCCAUGACACCACUCGGCCCGAGGAGUUUGACCACUACGUGCACUUCAGCUCAGCCGUCAUGGGGCUGCUGUUUGGCGUGCCCUGCCUGGUCACUCUCGUUUGCUAUGGGCUCAUGGCCCGGCGCCUGUAUCGGCCCUUGCCAGGGGCCGCCCAGUCAUCCUCGCGUCUGCGUUCUCUCCGCACCAUCGCUGUGGUGCUGACUGUCUUCGCUGUCUGCUUCGUGCCCUUCCACGUCACCCGCACCAUUUAUUACAUGUCAAGGCUGCUGGAAGUCGACUGCCAGGUGCUGAACGUUGUCAAUGUGGUCUACAAAGUGACUCGGCCUCUGGCCAGUGCCAACAGCUGCCUGGAUCCCGUGCUCUACCUGCUCACGGGGGACAAGUAUCGCCGUCAGCUCUGGCAGCUGUGCAGGUGUGGGGAGCCUCAGCCCCCCACCACGGCCUCCACCCUGGCACUGGUGUCCCUGGCUGAGGAAAGCAGCUGCAGGUGGACAUCCACCCGGAGGGACCGUGGCUUCCCUGCCCCUGGGGCAGAUAGACUGUAGCCCUAGGAGCCAGGAAGUGAGAGGAAAAAGGGUACGUGUAGGGCAGAGGUGAGGGAAUUUGAUAUUUACAUCCAAUAUGGCUGAUCCUUCCUCUUUCCCAGAGUCCAGAGAGAGAGGCCCACACCCUGAGGAUUAAGAGGAACCAGGGAAAUCAUGUGUGACCCCAUCUCUCAUAACCCUUUCAGCUGCCCUCUCUUUUUUGGCCAAAGAGAGUAACAGCCACUCUUCUUUCUCUUUGCCUCUGUCUCCUUCCUGGGGCCAUCAGUCCUGUCUCCCUUGAGCUUACAAGGUUUCCUAAAAUCCUCAUGCAGUCCUUUUUCCCCCAUGCACCUUUGUAUAGCCUGUGUUCCUUCAGCCAGACCCGCACAAUAGACUGAAGAGGUGGAGAAGCUGGAGGGUGAUCUCGGGAUUGGUCUGAUUUAUCUGACGGCAAUAGCCAGCAUCAGGAAGUGGGAGUACCGGCAUAGCACAGAUGCCAAGGUUGGGACAUAUGUAGUGCCCACACCCCCUUCCUGGGUUCCUCUCAGACAGGAUGGUCUCGCGCACUGAAGUGUUGAAAUACGGCUCAAUCCCAGACAGCCUGCAGGCCAGGGUGCCUGCGAGCAGCCAGACAUAUGGUGCUGUUGAACUGGUGUACAGCCCUGCAUCUUACCAUGGGGCGGAUAACCUGCCUCAAGGGGCGGGGUCCAAGCUGAUGUUGGCCUUUGAAACAGGACCUCCUUUAUGAUGUUUGCGGGGAACAUAGUUGACAGUUCUCCUGUACUAAGUGCAAAGAACAGCCGAUGGCUUGGAAAGAAAGAGAGGGGGGAGCUCUCACCUUUGUGGCCGUAAGUUCCAGCACUGAGGUGGGGGUAGAGCAGGUUUGUACAGAGUUUGGGGCGGUGACAGGGACUGACACCCAGAGCUGGUUCUUCCCUGGUCUCUCCCCUUUCUCUGGCUCCUGACCUAGGUGAAUAAUAAAUCUGUCACCAACUCUUUCAGAUCACACUUUAGGGCUUCAACGCCAGGGCAGACAGAGCAUGGGGACGAAGACAGAUCCCCUGACAUUCUUGCAUCCAAUCACUCCUCCCCAGCACUGUCCUACUACUUCUGGGCUUACAGGAGUCAGGAAUAGGUAUGGAACUUGGGCAGCUAACCUCCAAGCCUAGGAAGUAAGAGUGUCUAGGCAGGUGCUCAUCAGAAGGGUGCGCUUACCCUUUCAGGCACCCCCCUCCCGAAAUUGCCUUCUAGCCACUGGUCUCCUGAGUCUCCAACCUUCCUUUUCUUCUGUCCCACUCUUGCUGACCUGUCUCUGAUCUCUUUCUUGUCUACUGUCAUCUAGGGGUCUCUCUGGAGAGUAAGGCCGAGGUUAGUCUUCAGGAAAAAAUGACUCUGAUGCUCGCAUGUCCCCCUCUGCAUCCUCCCAUGUGCUCCCUCUCCCUGCUGGCUACCUAGGACUCCUUCCAUUAACAGUAAAUGUACCGCCCUUUUAUUUACUAGUUUCCCAGUGCCAUAGCCACUUCUUAGACUGUUACAUAACCCAUUUUUCAUCUGUACUCUCUCCCUUUAAUUUCUAUGACCACAGCCUCCUUGCCCAUCACCUACCUCUCCUAUCCACCGGCCCCACCAGGUAAAGCUGCUUUCUCCAUCACAACUGACCCAGCCUCUUCUAUUUCACAAGUCCAUUUAACCCAUAUCAAGACUCAUUUCACUCAUUAUCAAGACUCAACUGCCCAGAUUUUGCGGUCUUCUACUUUAAGGCUGUCUUCCCUCACACUCUAACUUUGGCUAAACACCUUGAGUCUCACCUUUAGCCAAUUUUUCCCUUUCUCUUAGACUGAAGGGGAUUGCAGAUGAAACCAGAGCACAAGGCUGUUUUGACCCACGGAAACUUCCUGUCUUGUAACUUCAUCUAAGCCUCAAUUUUUAUUAGCUUGCUCAGCUCCUAGUGGACAUUCUAGAACAAGCAUUUUCUGUCUUUUCCACCUUAUCAAGACUCCAACUCCAAGCUACCCUAUGACCUUCUAAGAGUUACCUUGCCUCCUGUAAAACUGAGAUCUAAUACCUCAACCUGCUUCAUUCAUGAUCACCCGACUGUUAUAUCCAUCUUGUCUUUCUUGCCUGUAGACCCAAAAUAAGAGGUGGCCUUCUUACUUGUUCAUUUGUUUAUCCCCUUUCAUUAUUUUCAGUCUUUCCAUAACUGAUUUCACACCAUCUUUUAAAAAACACACACAACAAAACCCAACUAAACAAAAAUAAAACAGUAUCACCAAUACCAUGACCCUGCUGUCUCUUGUAGCUAACAUUCUAGUCAACUUAUUCAUUUCACUGUCAAACUUCCAGAAAAAGUACCAUAACCCCAUAACCCCAUUUCAUCACUAUAAAGUCACCUCUUAACUCUCUGAACCUGGUUUCCUUCUGUAGCUGGAAGAACACAAAUUACUUCAAAAGCAAGAUCUUUAAUGAUAUUUUCUCUCUAUUCAUCCUCUUUGACUAUCUCUAGAUCAUGUUAUCCUGUUGCAUACCUUGUUUAAAAUUUUUUAAUGAAAACAACAUUUAAAAAUUCCACUAUGACAACAUUAAAGGAGAUUUUGAAAGAAUAUGUUCACCUGUACUUUCAAACCCCAGAAAAUUGUUUUCAUUUAUCUAUGUUCCAUGAUUUUUCAUAUUGCAUAAUACUUCUAUUUUAUGGAAGUGCAAUCACAGUGUACAUAUAUUUUAGAAUUUUGCUUUAAGAAACUUUUAUUAUAAAUACUGUCCUUGUGCUACAGUCUUUCAUAUUUAUCAUUUCAAUAGUCACAUAAAAUUAUAUCCAUUAGUAGAUUAUAUUUUAUUUGACCAUUCCUCUAUUAUUGGACAUUUAGUCAACUCCCAAUUUUUCUGGGCUUUGAACAUAUUAUUGCAUAUGACUUUUUUCUUCUUUACAAUUCUGUUCCUAGGACAAGUUCCCAGGAGUGGGAUUACCAGGUCAAAGUAUAUAAACAUUUUUUAUGGAUCUUGAUUUCCAAAAAGACUGUACAAAUUUUCAAGGCCACAAUGGCAUGCAAGUGUUCCAUCUUCUUUGCAGCUCUAGCAUUGGACUUCAUAAGGAAUCUGUUUAGAUGGCUUAAAAC
This is a messenger RNA of Mustela erminea (ermine), 4242 nucleotides long. RefSeq names its product pyrimidinergic receptor P2Y4 (gene P2RY4). Bases 53 to 1150 code for a protein of 365 amino acids. The transcript has 2 exons. NCBI's taxonomy places the organism in Eukaryota, Metazoa, Chordata, Mammalia, Carnivora, Mustelidae. Gene Ontology annotation, cellular component: plasma membrane. The record is from RefSeq and is a predicted model, not a curated record. Gene Ontology annotation, biological process: transepithelial chloride transport; G protein-coupled receptor signaling pathway. Gene Ontology annotation, molecular function: G protein-coupled UTP receptor activity; G protein-coupled purinergic nucleotide receptor activity.